Molecule: messenger RNA, 1071 nt
Organism: Histoplasma capsulatum G186AR
Lineage: Eukaryota; Fungi; Ascomycota; Eurotiomycetes; Onygenales; Ajellomycetaceae
Product: oxidoreductase
Exons: 4
Coding region: 1-1071 (356 amino acids)
Source: RefSeq, a predicted model, not a curated record
AUGGUUCAGGAGAACGGCGCUUCCACACCUUCUCUCCCUGCAUCUAGGAGCAGAAGUAAAGAAACCGAUGGCAUCGACGACAACAAUGGAGUGACAGAGUGUCAAAGAACUGUUACGAAUCUGUCUCCUUCGGUGGCUCGCCCACCGGCUCGUGCAGAUCAGAAUACUCCCAGUGUGUGGCAAGAGAUUGUAUCCACAGCACGGUUCAUAACUGGCGGAUUGCAUUACCCAGUAGAGAAUCUGAUAAGGGUAUUUACGCCGGAGAGUGAUAUUGGGAAUUUAAGCGGCAAAGUUAUACUUGUUACAGGAGCCCUCUCGUCAUUUCAGUCUAUCCCCAAAGCGCGUCCACUCAGAUCUGAAAAUAACAGACUCGAUAUCUUAAUGCUCAACGCGGGUGUAAUGGCCGUGCCUCCGGGCACUACAGAAGACGGCUACGAGAUCCAAUUCGGCACAAACUUCCUCGGCCACUUCCUCCUCACCAAACUCCUCUUACCAAUCCUCAUCCAAACAGCAAAAGCCCCUGGUACUCCUCAACAGGCGGCAGCAGACGUACGCGUGAUCUCAGUCUCAUCACUAGCCUGGCAACUAGCCCCUGCCCACAAUCCUCUGGAGGUCAUGACAUCCACAAGGAAGCUGUUAUCUGAGAACACCUGGACACGCUACGGCUGCUCCAAAGCCGGCAACGUCGUUCUCGCAGCGCAAUUAGCUCGCCUCUACCCGCAAAUCACCUCUGUAUCUCUGCAUCCAGGUCUAAUCAUGACCAAUUUGUACUCGGCAACCAAGUCCUCUAAUCCUCUUGUUAAGUAUGCAACUGCCCUGGCGAGUCCGUUGUUGGUGAAUGAGGAAGAAGGCGCGCUUAACCAUUUGUGGGCGACUGGGGUGGAAAAGGAGAUGCUGGUUAAUGGGGCUUACUACGAACCCGUUGGAGUUUGGGCAAGGAAUUGGUUUGCGGAGGACGAGACACUCGGUGAGGAGCUGUGGAGGUACGCGGAGCGGGAGGACAUUCAAAAGGAUGUAAAACGCCGAAAUCGGGAGAAAUCCUUGCGGGAGCAGGACGUAAAGUCACCUUAG